Messenger RNA from Hyla sarda, 1428 nucleotides. RefSeq lists its product as uncharacterized. Bases 1 to 1428 code for a protein of 475 amino acids. The transcript is spliced from 3 exons. Lineage: Eukaryota; Metazoa; Chordata; Amphibia; Anura; Hylidae. The record is from RefSeq and is a predicted model, not a curated record.
AUGGGUGCUGGUGCCCCUGCUCCCUCUCAUGCCUCUUCCUCUGCUGAGGAAAUACCUGAUACCCCGAUUGCCACGGCCCGUGUUCCCAUUAGACCCCAGGGUGUUCCUGUACUGCCUGGGGAUCCUCAGCAGCCACCUGUCCUAGGGAGUAGUAGCAUUGAUCCUCCUUAUGAGGAUGCUUGUGAUAAUUUGGGGCCCCAAUCUGAUGAUCUGCCACCUUUAGAUGCCUCAGCUAGUUCCCCUUUGCUUUUUGUUGAUAAUAUGCGGCAAGUCAGUCAGCCACCGCGUGACCGAGUACUUAGUAGGUCAGAGGGCCGUUCCCGUCCAAGACGGUCGCGGUCGUCCUCACGGGGAUCUGGCCGCUCCGGUUGGAGCAGAUCUGUUGGGUCCUGUAGACAUCACCGCAGGUGUUCCCGCCGGGAGUCUAGGAGUAGGGUACGCUCCCGUAGGUCCCGCUCGUCCCGGUGGCGGUCUCCUUCAUCAUCUGGUCGCAGCUCGUAUCGCUCAGGGAGUCGGGAGCGUCGCUCUCGCAGGCGCGAGGGGCGGAGACGUCAUUCAAGGUCCCCGAGACGGGCUUCCCGCGGUGGCAGUCGGCCCCGUGCGGUGUCUGAUCCGGCUCCUGUGCCGGUUGCUGAUCCAGCUCCUGUUCCUGCAACGGAUCCGGUCCCACCUCCUGUUGUUCCUGCGCCGACCGUUUCAGGAUUUUCGGAGGAUGUGUCCGGAUGCUGCGUUGGAAGGGCUCCCUUGCCCCCCAUUGGUCUGGGCCCUGCCGAGCAACGUCUGAUCCCACUGGUGGAAUCGUCGCUGGCGGCAUCUACAUGGGCGGGACAUGAUGUGCAGAGGACGAUGGUUUAUUUCCUGGGCCACUCUUAUUUCCACCGGGCCGCGCAGAGAGCUGAUUGCCGGCCGGGUGGGAGAUCGUUGGGAUGCGGCAAUGUUGAGCCUCACUGGAGGGGGAUCCCAGGUAUGCGUUGGACACGGGUCCUUACUGAAGUGGUGGACAUUGCUAGAACCGUCCGUUCCGGUGUAAUUUUGGUGGUACACGCGGGCGGGAAUGAUCUCUGUUAUUCCCGGGUUCCUGAUUUGAUUACUUUGAUGAAAGCCGAUGUUGAACGGUUUUCUGGCUUUUUUCCCGAUUUAGUUUUAGUAUGGUCCGAGAUAGUGCCUAGAGUAUCCUGGCAGGGUGCUCGCAAUGCCGAGGCCAUCGAGCGUUCACGGCGUUUGGUGAAUUCUCGUAUGGCCCGGUUUGUGCGACGAAAGGGUGGAGUGGUGGUCCGUCAUCGGGAGCUUGAAGGUGAUAACAGACGGUUUAUGAUCUCUGAUGGGGUUCACUUGAAUGAUAUAGGCUUGGACAUCUUCUUGUCGGGCUUACAAGAUGGUUUGGAGCAGGCCUUGUUUUUGCUUGGUGGGGGUCGGAGCACCGUGUAG